GCAAGAGAAUGGUCCAGUUUGAUCCUAACCCAACGCAGCCUCAUCCGCCAUCUUCUUCUUCUUCUUCUUCUUCUUCUUCUUCUUCUUCAUCGUCUUCAAUCCUUUUUAACAAUUUUCAAGUUUUGUAAAUAAAUAAUAAAUAUUCCCUAGAUCCUCUCCUUCUCUUCCUCCAACUCACCUCCACUUUCACUUUAACUGUCAUUUUCUUUUAACUAUUUUCCUCUCCAUUUCUAACACGAAUCAUCUGAUAAUUCGUUUGUUUUUAGAUUUUUUUUUAAAAAAAUUUAAUUUUUUAAUACUGACAGGAAAUUUCCAACUGGGUUAGAGACUCAGAUCAUAAAUUUAUUUACUCACUAGUCACUACUGAAUCUGUAGUAAACUCCUUUUAACUUUUAAAGGAAACCUUCAUUAAUUAGAUUGCUUUCACUUUCUUCAAGUCUUCAACCACAUUUCUUGUUGUCUUUGAAAAAAAAAAAAAAAGAACAGAGCAAAACAGAGACCAACAUGCUCAACCCAGAUUUACUAUUGUGAUUUCUUCUGCAAAAUCUUUACCCUUUUGAGCUAAGAUCAAAAUUUUUUGACUUGAAGAAGAAGGUAAAAAAGGCUUGGUCAACGCUACCAAAAAGUCUUUGGUUUUGCCGUUGACGUGAGAAUCCAGUCCUUUCGUUUUUGUUUUAGCAGCAGCCGGAGGGAAAAGUAAAAUGCAACAGAAGGGUUUAAACUAGAAGGUGUAGUUGGAUUUAUAAAUGGGGAGUGGUAGAAGACGAAGGAAGCAACAUUUCAGAAGGAUUCACGCUUUUCCAUGUGGUAGAGCUUCAUUCAAAGAUGAACACUCUUUAAUUGGAGGGCCAGGAUUCUCCAGGGUAGUUUACUGUAAUGAUCCAGAUAGUUUUGAGGCUAGCCUUCUUAACUAUGGAGGCAAUUAUGUCAAAACUUCAAAGUAUACUGUCGCUUCAUUCUUCCCCAAAUCAUUGUUUGAGCAAUUCAGAAGGGUUGCCAACUUGUACUUCCUUCUUUGUGCUUUGCUAUCCUUUACCCCUCUUUCGCCAUAUUCGCCUGUCAGCAAUGUUCUUCCUCUUGUUGUUGUUAUUGGAGUCACCAUGGGCAAAGAAGCUCUUGAAGAUUGGAGGAGAACCAAACAGGAUAUGGAGAUGAAUAACAGGAAAGUGAAAGUACAUAUUGGAGAUGGUGAGUUUGUUGAGACUAAAUGGAUGGACUUGAGAGUUGGGCAUGUAGUUAAAGUGGAGAAGGAUGAAUUCUUCCCUGCUGAUCUCAUUUUACUUUCUUCGAGUUAUGAGGAAGCGAUUUGCUACGUCGAGACGAUGAAUCUUGAUGGAGAAACAAAUCUAAAACUGAAAAACGCAUUAGAAGCAAGCUCGAACCUACAUGAUGAUUCAAGCUUCCAGAAUUUCAAGGCUAUAAUAAAAUGUGAAGACCCCAAUGCAAAUUUGUAUUCCUUCGUAGGUAGUAUGUUGCUCGACGAACAACAACAUCCCCUCAGCCCUCAACAACUUCUUCUUCGAGACUCAAAGCUUCGGAACACGGAUUUUAUAUAUGGGGUGGUGAUUUUCACUGGUCACGAUACGAAGGUUAUUCAAAACUCAACAGAUCCUCCUUCCAAGAGAAGCAAAAUUGAGAAAAGGAUGGAUAAGAUCGUGUUCUUUCUGUUUGCUGUCUUGGUUUUGUUAUCAGUCGUUGGGUCAAUUUUCUUUGGUGUUAAGACUAGAGACGACUUAGAAAAUGGAAGAGCUACGAGAUGGUACCUCCGGCCAGAUGAUACCACAACCUAUUACGACCCCAAAAAUGCUCCAGCUGCAGCAGUAUUGCAGUUUUUGACUGCUCUUAUGCUUUUUAGCUAUUUGAUUCCCAUAUCAUUGUAUGUGUCCAUUGAAAUUGUCAAAGUUCUGCAGAGUGCCUUCAUCAACCAAGAUCAACAUAUGUACCAUGAGGAGACUGAUAAGCCAGCUCAUGCCCGUACCUCAAAUUUGAAUGAAGAGCUUGGCCAAGUUGACACCAUUCUUUCCGAUAAAACGGGUACAUUGACUUGCAAUUCAAUGGAGUUUAUCAAGUGUUCGGUGGGUGGUACUGCAUACGGGCGAGGAAUUACAGAAGUGGAGAGAGCUCUUGCAAGAAGAAAGGAGUCAACUUUACCUCAAAAAUUAGGGGCCGACUAUGCACGUCUUAGCGGCGAAAAAACAUUCGUUAAGGGGUUCAAUUUCAAGGACGAAAGAAUCAUGGAUGGUAAUUGGGUGAAUGAGCCUCGAGCCAAUGUAAUACAGAAGUUCCUGCAGCUUCUGGCUAUUUGCCAUACUGCAUUGCCCGAAAUUGACGAGGAAACUGGAAAUAUAUCUUAUGAAGCUGAAUCACCAGAUGAGGCAGCUUUUGUGAUUGCGGCCAGAGAAUUUGGUUUCGAGUUCUAUGAAAGGACUCAGACAAGCAUUUCAUUACGGGAGUUCGAUCCAACCUCAGCCAAAAAAGUUGAAAGAUCAUAUCAGCUACUGGAUGUUUUGGAGUUUAAUAGCACAAGAAAACGGAUGUCUGUGAUUGUAAGAGAUGCAAAGGGAAAACUACUACUUCUUUGUAAAGGAGCUGACAGUGUUAUGUUUGAAAGACUUGCAAAGAAUGGAAGUGAGUUUGAAGAACAAACAAAGGUGCACAUAAACGAGUACGCCGAUGCUGGUUUAAGAACUUUGGUUCUAGCAUAUCGUGAGCUGAAAGAGGAGGAGUUUAAUGCAUUUCAUCAAGAGUUCAUCAAAGCGAAAAACACAGUAAGCACAGAUCGCGACGACAUAAUCGAUCAGUUGACAGAAAGCAUCGAGAAAGAUUUGAUUCUUCUUGGUGCUACAGCAGUUGAAGAUAAACUUCAAAAUGGGGUCCCUGAAUGCAUAGACAAACUUGCUCAGGCUGGAAUUAAAAUAUGGGUUCUGACAGGUGAUAAGAUGGAAACAGCCAUCAACAUUGGCUUCGCCUGCAGUUUACUUAGACAAGGAAUGAAGCAAAUAAUUAUCAGCUCAGAGACUGCAGAAGGAAAAGCUUUAGAUAAAGUCGAAGAUGUACAGAAAUCUGCAGCUAUCAAGGCAUUUAAAACAAGUGUAGCUCAACAAAUAACUGAUGCGAAAGCACUACUUACAUCCUCGAGCGAAACCCCAGAAACAUUGGCUUUGAUAAUUGAUGGAAAGUCCCUCACCUACGCUUUGGAGGAUGAUGUGAAGGACCUAUUUCUGGAGCUUGCCAUUGGUUGUGCUUCAGUCAUAUGCUGCAGAUCUUCUCCUAAACAGAAAGCACAAGUUACCCAAAUGGUUAAGGUUAAGACAGGCAGCACCACUCUAGCAGUUGGUGAUGGUGCAAAUGAUGUCGGAAUGAUACAAGAAGCGGAUAUCGGGAUCGGUAUUAGUGGUGUAGAAGGGAUGCAGGCAGUCAUGUCAAGUGACAUUGCAAUCGCACAGUUUCGAUACUUGGAACGGCUGCUCCUUGUGCAUGGACAUUGGUGUUACAGAAGGAUCUCUUCCAUGAUAUGCUAUUUCUUCUACAAGAACAUUGUUUUUGGGUUCACUCUAUUCUUCUUUGAGAUGUAUGCUUCAUUCUCCGGCCAAGCUGUAUAUAAUGACUGGUUCCUUUCACUGUAUAACGUCUUCUUUACUUCUCUCCCUGUGAUUGCAUUGGGAGUGUUUGACCAAGACGUCUCAUCCCGGUACUGUCUUAAGUUCUCACUUUUGUACCAAGAAGGUGUCCAAAAUGUGUUAUUUAGUUGGGUUAGAAUUUUCGGAUGGGUGUUCAAUGGGCUACUCAGUUCUGUCAUCAUAUUCUUCUUUUGUGUUGGGGCAAUGGACCAUCAAGCUUUCCGCAACAGCGGAGAGGUCGUCGGGUUGGAAAUUCUUGGUGCCACCAUGUACACUUGUGUUGUUUGGGUUGUCAACUGCCAAAUGGCAUUGUCCAUCAGUUACUUCACAUACAUUCAACAUCUCUUCAUCUGGGGCAGCAUCGUUCUUUGGUACUUAUUCCUCAUGGCAUAUGGAGCUAUAAACCCAACCAUAUCAACCACAGCAUUUCAGGUAUUCAUUGAGGCCUGUGCCCCGGCACCAUCGUUUUGGAUGCUCACACUAUUGGCUUUUGGAACUUCCCUCCUUCCAUACUUCGUCUUUGCAUCAAUCCAAAUGCGCUUCUUCCCAAUGUAUCAUCAAAUGAUUCAAUGGAUAAAAGCUGAUGGACAGUCGAACGAUCCAGAAUACUGUCAAGUAGUGAGACAAAGAUCAUUACGACACACAACCGUCGGUUACACAGCCCGGUUCGAAGCAUCAAAACAUUUUGAAGAAUUUUCAGAAAUUAAGAGUCAUUAGUUUAAUUUUCUGAUAAGAUUUUUUACCAUAAAAAGAUUUAAAACAUUUUUUCAUAGGAAGUUUCUUCUCGGUGUAUAUAUUUAUAUAUUUAUACAACAUAUGUAUAUAAGAUUCUUGUGUAGUUCGAUCCCUUUGCAACUUAAGUGACCAUUCCAAACUCAAAUGGUCAAAAAUUUUCUUCCUUUCAUAAAUUUUUUAAGAAAUAUGUCAAUUCUUGUAUUCAAUCAUAUAUUUCAAAUAAUCAUUGAGAAGUUCUAACUCUA
This is a messenger RNA of Cucumis melo (muskmelon), 4600 nucleotides long. Its product is annotated as putative phospholipid-transporting ATPase 9. NCBI's taxonomy places the organism in Eukaryota, Viridiplantae, Streptophyta, Magnoliopsida, Cucurbitales, Cucurbitaceae. Gene Ontology annotation, cellular component: plasma membrane. Gene Ontology annotation, biological process: phospholipid translocation. Gene Ontology annotation, molecular function: ATP hydrolysis activity; ATP binding; ATPase-coupled intramembrane lipid carrier activity. The record is from RefSeq and is a predicted model, not a curated record. The transcript has 12 exons. The coding region runs from base 747 to 4337 and encodes 1196 amino acids.